CGGACCAUGGGCUGGCGGCUGCUGCUGCUGGCCCUGGCGCUGGGCGGCCGCGUCGCCACCGCGCAGAACGACACGGAGCCCAUCGUGCUGGAGGGCAAGUGCCUGGUGGUCUGCGACUCCAACCCGGCGCCCGACGCCAAGGGCUCGUCCUCCUCGCCGCUGGGCAUCUCCGUGCGGGCGGCCAACUCCAAGGUGGCCUUCUCGGCCGUGCGGAGCACCAACCACGAGCCCUCCGAGAUGAGCAACAAGACGCGCAUCAUCUACUUCGACCAGAUCCUUGUAAACGUGGGCAAUUUUUUCACGUUGGAGUCUGUCUUUGUAUCGCCACGGAAAGGAAUUUACAGUUUCAAUUUUCACGUAAUUAAAGUCUACCAGAGUCAAACAAUUCAGGUGAAUUUGAUGCUGAAUGGGAAGCCAGUGAUCUCUGCUUUUGCUGGGGACAAGGACGUCACCCGUGAAGCCGCCACCAACGGGGUCCUGCUCUACCUGGACAAGGAGGACAAGGUUUACCUGAAGCUGGAGAAAGGAAAUCUGGUUGGUGGGUGGCAGUACUCGACAUUCUCUGGCUUCCUGGUCUUCCCCCUGUAAAGUCAAUUUUCCCGUGACGUUGUGGACUCAUCCUCGCCUCUGUUCCAUGAAGAUCGUUUUGUCAUCAUGGGAGUGAUGGUUCUUUUUUUGCUUUCUCAUGGGUGAUUUUGGAUUCUCUCCAUGGAUUUUGGCCCCAUCUGAACUACUCAGAAGUUCCACAGAAUUCUGCGUGUCCAAAUAUGACAUCUUUGGCCUGAGACUAAAGCAGACAAUAAAUAUCAAUGCUUAAGGUUUCAGUCUAAAGCUGCCUGCAAGAUUUAUUCCAAUUUCACUUCCUGGAUUCGGGGAAGAAGUGGAUUUUCUUUAACUGUGAAAAGACUGGCACCGAGUCUUUCGUGUAGGAGAGUUUGAGUUCAGACUUCAAGCAAGAGUUAGUGUGUUGCUGCCAAAGAGCUGUGUAUUGAUAUAUUGGUCAUGUUCCUGUCCUGGGCCUGCAGUGCCACCAUCCAUCCCAUUGUCCUAGAGAGGUCAUUCUUGUUGCUAAGUGGCUGACUUGAGCUCUCCUCUGCCUGUUGUGUGUUGGAUGGUUCACCCAAACAUUUAAGCUCAGUCACAACCAAGUCCAGCUUGGGAAAUCUGAGGGGGUGUGGAUGAGUUUUGGUUGGAUGUGGAAGGGGCUCCUCUUUUCCAGGUGCUGAUUCCUAAAAGGAAAAGCAGAUUCUAACCAUUCAGGGUUCAAGGUAGUCAUGCAGGCACAGCUUUGCUCAACAGCUUUGCCCUGCAGGACACCUCACACUUGUUCUUCAAUUUUAAUUAACUUGAUUGCUAAUUACUGCUUUAUUCAACUCCUGAGGGAUUCCUUCCUUAGACACAACCACUUUGUCAGCUGGAGAUGAGAUCCCCCUUGUUUGUAUUUCUGUGUAUUUUCCAACCCUUCUGUUGUGUUAAAGGUCUUAUCAGGUUUUGCCUUAACUCCACAGGUGUAUAAAAUUUUAGAUUGUUUGUUUAGCAAAUAUGAAAGGCAAAUAACUGAUACCUAACUUGGUACAAAAGCUUCCCAGCUUUGUGUACAGGUCAUGUGAAUUCAUAAACUUAUUUGUUAUCUCAUUGUUCCACAAUAAAGGUUAACACAUGUUAGCUGCAUUUUUGACAUUUGGAUUUUGGGAGUCGCUUCAUACUAUUUUUUACAUUGGAUAUUAUUAUUAUAUGCAAAAUGGAAGCUUUUGGGAUUCACAGAAAAUAUCCCGGGAGGCAGAAAAACUGCCACGAGUUAGUCUGGCAGAAUCCUGGAGGUAAUCAGAGUGAUCUAGGAAUAACCUAUGCAUUUUAUUUAAAAAUAGAAUUUAGGCAGAAAUCCUGGCCUCACUGAAGUCGGCGUUAAGAAUCACAUUGAUUCCAAAGGAUUUUGGAAGAAACCUCUGCUUUAGGUUCAGCCAUCAGCAUCAAACUCCAGUGCCAUCAGAAUGAAGAUUCCAUAAAAUGAUUUUCCCAUGAGCUGCUAACGAAACCUUCAUCCCUCGUGCCCCAAAUACACUGAAUUGAUGGAUCUUUGUGCCUUGCAUAUCAUGAAGGGUGUGGUUCUAAAUUAAAAAACUUCUGUGUACUUGAAAAUGUUUGUGGGUGAAAGCAUCUGCAGCAACCUGGGAGCUUCCCUGGAAGCCACUUUGGGCUGGGAUUUGCUGCUUUUGGGAUCUGUUUCCAAUUCCUUCCCUUGCUGGCCGAGUGCAGUGUGUCCUGCUGGUAUUUCACGGGUUGGAAAUCUCACUCAUGGCUGCUUGGUGAUCCCCUGGAAAUAUCAGGGAAUUGGUGGCACAGCUUGGUGCCCAAAUUCCUGAUUUUUCCUCAGCCGCCACACAGGAGAUUUUGGGCUGUUUCAGGAGGAUUGGUGGGUACUUUGCACUCCUGUAAGUCAGAUAGGAGGUGAUUUUUUUGCACACAAUUUUGUUCCUGUACUGACCACUGCAGCUGGGGAAGAAGUGGAAGGAGCUGGCAAGGAGGUGAACGAUUCACGCUGCUGAAAAGCAUUCAAAAGUUGUGAUGACCAAUCAAAAUGUGUUCCUGCUGUACCCCAAAAUGUGUGUAUAUAAAUAUAUGUAUCUCUAAACCACCUGGAAUUGCAGAUCAUAGUUUGCAUGAUGUUAUAAAGAGGUUACUUGUCCUAAGAGUUUAUUUCAGACGGGAGCAUCGGUGUUUUGUAUAAAGUUGGUUAAAUCUGCCAUCUCCCCUUGCCCAUGGAUCUAUCUGUAAUGUAAAAGAAAUGUUGCUGCUGAGACAGAAGAAAAAUGGCA
This is a messenger RNA of Vidua chalybeata, 2816 nucleotides long. It is a transcript of the gene CBLN4, whose product is annotated as cerebellin 4 precursor. The record is from RefSeq and is a predicted model, not a curated record. The transcript is spliced from 3 exons. Gene Ontology annotation, molecular function: protein binding. NCBI's taxonomy places the organism in Eukaryota, Metazoa, Chordata, Aves, Passeriformes, Viduidae. The coding region runs from base 7 to 588 and encodes 193 amino acids.